AUGUCGGAAUUGUACUACUUUCCUUCGCCUCCGUACAGUGACGAUCUGCGUUCUCCCAGCCCAAGUGCAAAAGUAACAAAACCAGCGUCAUGCCCACAAUAUAUUCCGCUGACCGCGUUAGAGUACGUUCGCAGCUUGACCUAUUCUCAGCGAGUCAACAUCAGUGUUGAGACUUGCGAACGGAUUCCCACCCCCCAUUGGAUCCACCGAAGUAGCCCACGGAAAGUGUCGUCAUCCUCGUCGUCGUUGCCGAAGAAAGAGAAAACAAAACAAACCCCCAGUAGGCGAAAGGUGAUACCACCGGUGAUUCGGAAAAAGCGACGCCUGGCGGCAAAUGCUCGAGAACGGAAACGGAUGCACGCCUUGAACGAGGCGUUCGACCGUUUGCGACAAUAUUUGCCCACGAUAGGCAACGAUCGACAACUGUCCAAGCACGAGACGCUCCAGAUGGCCCAGAGCUAUAUCACAGCGUUGAGCGAGCUACUGAAAUAGACGCGGAGGGUAAUUGUACGCAAAUAGUGGAUCUUUUUUUGUAACGUACUGAUUAGGUUGUAGAUUAGCAUAACAAUUGAUGUAAAGUGAGGAUGAUAUGAGGAUGGUCAAGAUUCUACUCGGUUCGAUGUUUGGAAGUCAAAGAGCACCAAAGAGAGAAAUAAAUGUUAAGUUAUUG
Molecule: messenger RNA, 670 nt
Organism: Armigeres subalbatus
Lineage: Eukaryota; Metazoa; Arthropoda; Insecta; Diptera; Culicidae
Product: protein lin-32-like
Exons: 1
Coding region: 1-492 (163 amino acids)
Biological process (GO): sensory organ development; axon development; positive regulation of transcription by RNA polymerase II
Cellular component (GO): nucleus
Molecular function (GO): E-box binding; protein dimerization activity; DNA-binding transcription factor activity, RNA polymerase II-specific
Source: RefSeq, a predicted model, not a curated record